AUGUUGUGGGAGACUACCAACUCCAGCGAGCUUGAGGCCGCCUUCCCAACGAGCACCAUCAGUCCAACCCUGGCGCCGUUUCCGAAGUCGAAGUUUCGAAACAUUGCACUCAUUGUUGCCGCCAUCAUCGUCAUGGUGCUAGCGACCGUUGUCGUAGUGGUCUUACUCUGCAUUCUCCGCAGGCGCAAACGCAAGGCGCGCGCCGAUAUGGAUCGCGGCUUCGAGAACGAGUCGGGAUUCAGGUCAAUCCCGCUCCAACAACUGAUCGGACCCAAGAUGGCGCAUGUACUAAUCAAAGAUCCUCUGGCCAAGCCUCCCACUUCGCCAAAGCACGAUCCUCGAUUUGCCAUCGGCGACGAUGCCGAUUCCGAUGAUGAAGGCAGGGGGAAUCGCGAACCUAACCCGUGGGGACCGAUAGGAAUGGGACCAAAACCCCCACCCAAUGACAACGGCGGAGCGCCGACCGGCUUCAAGCUUCCACACCCCCUCAAUCUCACAUCCCCGGAUUUUGACACACUAUUGUCGCCCACCAACCAAAGCGAGCCUCUGGCUGAUUUCCUCUCACCAGUUCUAGAACCUGGUUCAGUCGAUUACUUCUUGAGCGAGCAGUAUCUCGACAUCGUCAUCAUCUUCGCGGUGGUAGUUUUCGUGAUUCUGGCUGUGAUGUUAUUCGUGCUCUCAAUUGCGGCCCAUUGUAGACGCAAGAAUAGUGCUCCCGCCGACGUCGAAAAUGGCAUUGAACAAGGCUGGGGCUUCAGAACCAUCCCACCGAGCUGGCUGAGAGGCCUUCAUACAAACCCUGCACUGCAAUAUUGA
This is a messenger RNA of Mytilinidion resinicola, 816 nucleotides long. RefSeq lists its product as uncharacterized. The transcript is spliced from 2 exons. NCBI's taxonomy places the organism in Eukaryota, Fungi, Ascomycota, Dothideomycetes, Mytilinidiales, Mytilinidiaceae. Bases 1 to 816 code for a protein of 271 amino acids. The record is from RefSeq and is a predicted model, not a curated record.